Messenger RNA from Megalobrama amblycephala (Wuchang bream), 3307 nucleotides. RefSeq names its product sterile alpha motif domain containing 1b (gene samd1b). Gene Ontology annotation, molecular function: DNA binding; protein binding. NCBI's taxonomy places the organism in Eukaryota, Metazoa, Chordata, Actinopteri, Cypriniformes, Xenocyprididae. The record is from RefSeq and is a predicted model, not a curated record. Bases 283 to 2085 code for a protein of 600 amino acids. The transcript is spliced from 7 exons.
UUGGAUUAGGUGUAAUGGACUGCAGCGCGAGCGUGAACAAACGCCCGUUGACGAGGUGCGCAAAACGUGAAACUCUGCAAUACCACCUUAAAUGAGCGCCUCGCAUCGGCGCAGAGCGCAGCGCAUGAUUCUCCUCGCAGUUAGUCCACCUUAAGCGCACAUAGUGGGUAAACGCAGGCGUACAGCGAGGCUUCCGCUUCAUUCCCAGCCGGGCUCGCAGCGGAUCACUUCGGAGACAAGAGAGAGGCGCUCGGCCAAAGCCAACGGAACCAGUGCUGCAACAUGUCGGAGCCAAAAUACCGAGAAUGGAUCCUGGAGACCAUCGACUCCCUGCGCUCGAGAAAAGCCCGACCGGACCUGGAAAGGAUCUGCCGAAUGGUCCGAAGAAGACACGGGUCAGACCCGGACAAAACCAGGGCUGAACUAGAAAAACUGAUCCAGGAGCAAACUGUGCUGAAAGUUAGCUACAAGGGGUCGAUUUCCUACAGGAACGCUGCUAAAGUGCAAAGAAAAUGCAGAAAGAGGACGGAGCAAACCACCGACAGCGGCGGCGAGUCUGCGCGUGAACAAACCAAACACGCCAGUUUCAAUAACAACGGCGACAGCGCGCUCAGUCUCACGGACCAAGAAGAGUGCGAGGAUAGGGAGCCCGAGGAAAGUGGGGUGAACCUGUGUCCUCCUGACCCCCUGCCUCAAACCUCGCCCUCCAAUCUCGAGAAGGAAGAAAAGAUUUUACCACAGCCUAGCGGAAACAGUUUUGUUAGUUGUGGCGCAACGGUCUGCUCCGCCGGGAGCGUGAAAGCAAGUGCAUCAAAAGACAAGAGAUUAGUCACCGAGGCGGGGGGACGCGAUGCUUCAAGUGCGAGAGACGCUCGCCACGAGGGCAGCGAUGAUGACGGGAAAGAGCAGAAAACUUGCAGGAACAAGCUCCCCGCGUCACCCAAACUCAAGGGCUCUGGGGCGCCGGAGUCUCCGGACGAGAGCAGCGCUGAUUUGGGCGAUAGGCUGGUUGAUGCGGUCCGAAGUCUGUCCGAGAGACAUCGGGGCUCCGCCGCAACACGGGGCCACGCACCACCGGGACUCAAAGAGAUACUCGGCUACCUCAGCACACAGAGCGGGAUGCCCGGGGAGAAGCUGACCCGCAACCGCGUCAAAGUGGUGCUGGAGCGCGAGAUCGAGAGGGGUCGUCUCCGCAGGACCCGCCUCGGCCACAUCACUCUCCACGCGAGGGGGAUGGGGGCGGCCAAGCCGUCCGCGCGACUCCUGAAGAGCGCACUGCAGGACAGACAUCUCGCGAAAAAGGAGGAGGUGAAGGAGGAAGAAAGGAUGGAGGUGGAGGGCGAGGAUAAUGGCACAGAGGAAAACAUAGCGGGCUCAGCGGAGGAUGUUCCUGUGAGCGUCAGUGAUGGAGGUCCUACAGGUGUCACAGCUUGCACCGAUGACCCAACGUCACCUGACAUGGAGGUCACCACUUCACCAGUGACUUCUGAGGGGAAAUCUCUGUCGUCUUCAUCGCUGGAGUCGUCAAACCAAUGCUCCUUACAGCAGGAAGUGGACGUGGGUGGAAGUGAAGAGCAAACAAUGUCCGUUGAGCCUGAGGAUGCUGGUACUGAGAAAAACACAGAAACGCCUGAUCAGCCACAUCCCAGCAUGGAGGAUCAGGUGAAUGUGAUGUCAGAGACUGUAAAGGCUCCAUCAUCAAUGCCUAUAAGAAACUAUCAAGGCUUUAAGCUGGAAGUGGGAGUUUCGUCAUGUCUACUGACUCCCUCUGCCUCACCGGGAGCCGCUGAAGAACGAGGGAUGAAUGAAGGAAUAGGUGGCUUUGUGAAGUCGGAGACAAGCGGCAUGAGCCCGGUGGACUGGACCGUAGCAGACGUGGCCAGCUACUUCACCGCGGCGGGGUUUCCGGAGCAGGCGCUCGCCUUCAGGACACAGGAGAUCGACGGGAAGUCCCUCCUUCUAAUGCAGAGGAAUGAUGUGCUGACAGGCCUGUCAAUCAGACUUGGUCCCGCCCUAAAGAUCUAUGAAAGACACGUGAAGGUUCUGCAGAGGACCCAUUUCCAAGAUGACGAAGCUUUCUGCUAAUACAGACACACACGCACUUGUGUUUGUAUAUAUAUUAAGCGAUCGCACAUGAUAAAGUAACUCGCAUGCACAUUACCAUACAAUAUUUGCUAGUCCCAGAACCAACAUGUUCUUCCUGAACAGAAACAGUUCUUGCUCCCGUCACACGCAUAGUCGCACAUACAAAUGUAUAUAUUUUUUUCAAACUGCUGAACGGAAAAAAAAAAAGCAUGGCAAGAUUUUGGGACAAAGAAGACUGAAAAGAGAUUCUUUUUUUUUUAAGAAAUGUCACUGGUUUUUUUUUGUAAAGACUUGUGGAUCUGUGCAGUUAAUGGAUACCACUGUUUGGAUUGUGACAUUCAUUUCAUCAAGUGGAUUUUUUUCUGCAGAACUUCUUUCGGUCCAGUAGAGGGCAGAACAUCUUUUUUUUAAAGACCUCAUUGGUUUCAAUAUUGCCCAAGGCUGGAUGGUUUCCACAGUGCACAUGAACUUUUUUUUGUUAAAAAUGUCCUCCAAUGUUUAAAAAACUGUCUGGUUACAGUUUGAGAGAGGUAAAUUCUGAUUGGAUAUUUGUUCUUGUAACUCGUCUUUUGCAAUGACACUGAAAAUGUCUUCCUUCAGUGAUGGACUGCAUUCUUUUUUCCUGACAUUCUAACGUUCCUCCCAGUGUUUUCGCGUCUUGCGUGGUUAUUUCCGCAACGUAAGACUUUAUGCAGACCUCCUGCACACAAUCAAGUGGGCUCAUCUCACAGAGGAUUUCCCUUUAAAGCCUGCAAGCGACUUUGACUCCUUUAAUCUCGGAUUUGCCAGCCAUAUCAUUGUGGCCCCACACAUGGAAUAUCACCAUUGAUGACGGAGCUUAACUUUUGUAAAUAUCAUUCCAUUUUUGAGGUGAAGUCCAAGUUGCGAAGCAAUGAAGAUAUUCCUUCACCAGCAGUUGUAGAAUGUGUCUGAAUUCCUCAGAGAGCCCUGAAGCCAUGCAGCUGUUGAACGUCACGGUUUGUUAAAUAUAUAUAUUUCAGCUCGUCGGAUAUCGCUGUUGUUGAAUAUUAUGAAUAAAUGUGUAAAACAAUCAAAUAACAAUGGAAGGGUCCAUUUAAAGGAGACCUAUAAUGUCCCUUUCACAAGAUGUAAUAUAAGUCUCUGGUGUCCCAAGAAUGUGUCUGUGAAGUUUCAGCUCAAAAUACCCCACAGAUCAUUUAUUAUAGCUUGUCAAAUUUGCCCCUAUUUGGGUGUGAGCAGA